This is a messenger RNA of Mollisia scopiformis, 2914 nucleotides long. RefSeq lists its product as uncharacterized. The record is from RefSeq and is a predicted model, not a curated record. NCBI's taxonomy places the organism in Eukaryota, Fungi, Ascomycota, Leotiomycetes, Helotiales, Mollisiaceae. The transcript has 8 exons. Bases 1 to 2883 code for a protein of 960 amino acids.
AUGGAUAUUACUCCAGAAAUCAUCUCUGAGAUCCCUUCAAAUGAGCCAAUGGAGAUCUACCAAGAGGAUCAAAAGUCGUAUCCUAGGCUCGCACCUAAAUCCAAAAGCGAAAGCUGGUGUUAUGUCCAUUUCCGGGCAUCAGACAAAGCCGGUGUCCUUGACAAAGCCAUUGUUCGCCGCAGACCUGCUACUCAAAGAACCAGCGCCAAUCUACUUCGCGCAACACCUACACGCACAGAAUUAGAAGCCGACGGAGAACUAGAAGUCGAAGCAGAAAUCAUGGAGCUGUUUGCGAAGCCUCCGCCUCUAGGUAGAAUCCGAAACAAAUGCUGGGUGGAUCUCAGGGAAAGAUAUGCGAACUCUGCUCAGAAGCAAUGGGUUGGAAAGGAUAGGUGGAAUGUAAAAGAAGUUGACGCAUAUAGCAAACCUAACUCGGACUUCCUGUUCUUUGAACUCUUCCCCGCUGAAAUUCAAAUGCGAAUCUUCGAAGAACUUGCGUCAUAUGAUCGUUUCAUCGAGAUCGAGCGGCAGUAUAGCGAUCUAGACCCUAUUCCUUACUGGCGUUCGCACUCCACGAGAAUCGAAGGCACUUCGGGCUGGCACCGGGAUGUAGGCGCACGAUUUCACCAGUACUUCCGAGUCAGUCAGAAAUCUCUCCGCCCUCCUCUCUUCUUCAACAUAUCCCAGGCCUCUCGAUCUAUGUUCAAGAAACUGUAUAGCCAAAUGCGUUUCGACAAUCUUGACCCUAGAUCCGAAGCAGCUAAGUCUAGUCGAAUCAUCUGGUUUAACCCGAAGACAGACAUCAUCUUGUUCUGGGUAAAUACAUGCACCACGACGCUGAAGGAGUUCUGUCAAUUCACACACAAGGCUGAUAUCGAGGUGCCGCGUAUUGCAUUGAAGCGGAAUAGUUUAUGCUGCCACUGGAGCCAAGACUUUGACCAAGAACAUGCAGACUUUGCAAUCGUAUAUGGAGAAUACCCCGAGCCUGGUAUGGAAGCUAUCGAGUUCUUACAUGGUAUUGAUCCCGACGAAUUCCUACCCGAGCCUGCCUGGACAGCAUCGACAGUGAUGACAUCUGCUCAGCAACUGGAAAUGAAACGCACCUUCCCAGGCUGCAAGGGGUUCAGAGAGUUACUCAUGCUUGGUACGACCGAUAUAUUCGGACCACCACGUGCUGGAAUGGUUGAUGAGAAUACUGUUGCUCGAGUUAACCAUGACAAAGUACAUAACUACUGCGACAUGUUGACACUCAAAUUCGCUAAGAGGCAGCAAAGGCGCAUCGAAAACAAGAAACGUUUGACUCGUCUUACAGAGACCGUACCGCGCUGGACUGCCCUCGAAGAUCCCCCAAAGAUCAGAGUCAUGCAACUUGCUCAACGAAAUCUCGAUUUUCCGCCCAACUGGAACUACCGUGUGGAUCAGUAUUUGAGAAAAGACGUGAAACUCAUUGUCCCAUCGAAUGAUCUUACUUUCCUGAAGAUUAUUGCAGUCAACAACAAUUGCCAAAUCCAGGUCCAGACAGCUGUCGGUGAACGAGGAGAUCCUGACGAAGGACUUAUCAACUAUAUGGAGAUAGGCAUCAUAGGUCCCACGGAGAAGGCUACAUCCAAAGCCUCUCGCGACAUCUCAGACCUGAAGAUCUGCUCGCGCCAUUUCAGCACCCUCAGCCCAUCUCGAACACAUUCACUUUUUCCUUUCCCUGUGCUCGAGACAGGCAAGGUUAGGUUCGACACUAAUUCAUUCGAUUUCGAGAAGCUGAUCAGUACUCAGAUUAUGCAGAUCACCGUCCUUAAUAUUUCGCGCUCGGAAGGAGAUCGUGACGAUGAUCAAACAGCUGGUAAUGCCAGAAUGAAGAACAAGAGUAUCGACGAAAAAGGGUAUACUGUACCAAAUACUUUCCACUGUUUCCCUACCCUGCCAUCUGAGCUCCGUCUGAAGAUCUGGAGCAUGGUCGCCAACCAACGGCGCAUCAUAGAGUUCAGACACACUGGAAAUAGACCUCGUGUUUGUUCUCGGUCUUCCAAACCACCCGCUGUACUUCACACAAAUUACGAGUCUCGCACCGAAGGACUAAAAUUCUAUGAGCCUCGAGAAUUUGACAAGAGACAAUUACCUAAGAAGUGCUACUACAAUCCCAAAGCAGACAUCUUAUUGAUUGGUAGAGACUCUGACACUGCAGCAAUCUAUUACACUUUCCAGAGAUACCGCCGUGAUGGACCUAUUCCUCGCGUGGCAGUCAUGCUGACCGAUAUUUGCGAAAAGGGAGGUACGGUGUGGAACCCUACCAAAAGGACGUAUGAGAAGUUGAGCAUCUUGCAAGCUAUCCACGGAUUUGCCGAGGACAUUCCAGGCGUCGGCAGCCAGCGAAGAGGUGGCUGUGUCGGAUUGAAGGAAAUAUCGUUUAUAGUCGACUCCAGUCUCUGGCCAGUCGCAGCAGGAAAGAUCGACAGCUCGACUACAUUUCGUCCAGCGAUUCGCGAGGCCCUAGGUAGACGUGACGCUCUUCUGAAACUCAGACUGUGUAAUGAGAUCAGCGGACUCGUUAAAAACUUGGGUUUGGACGGCAAAAAUACUUGGGUUGGGAAAGAUAAACCAACCUUGAAAUUCGUGAGCUUUGCACCGACAUCUGUGUCAGGAGAAGUGUACGAUGGUUUGGCGGUAGACUUGGAAAAUAUGUCGUUACUGGAGAAAAAUGACUGGGCAGUCAUUAAGCAGCUUGAAAGCUCAACUGGCUGCAAAUUCGAGAUUCCAGGAGAGGAGUAUUUGGGUGUUAGCGAGAUUGGGUUGUUUGGUGAGCGAAAGAACGUCUCCGCAGCUAAGAGGGAAAUUUUGAAGCUAUUGGAAGACACACCGAGCUUCUCUAAGCUAUCCUUGAGCUCUUAGCCUCAAAGCUAUUGCUGCUCAUCAUCAGGAG